AGCGGGAAAAGAAAGUUUCGCGAGUCGGGGCGCGCGCAGCUGCGGCGGCCAUGGAGCCGAGGCAGCGGGAGGAGGACGACGCGGAGGAUCGACGGCAGUUCACGUUCGUCCAGAACCUGAAAGCGGCCCUCCACUACACGGUGGGCUCGAUAUGCCAGGAAGCUGCUGAAGCCAAAGGGGUCAGGUUCACCAAGCCGACCAUAGCGGCCAUUUCCGAAGUCACCUUUCGGCAGUGCGAACAUUUUGCCAAAGACCUUGAGAUGUUCGCCAGACAUGCCAAAAGAAGCACAAUUAACAUGGAGGACGUGAAGCUCUUAGCCAGGAGGAGUAGCUCAUUGCUAAAUCACAUUACAGAGAAAAGUGAAGAGAUUACUCGGGCUAACCAGGAGCAAAAGGAUAAGAAGAAAAAGAAGGCAGAAGGAGGAAGCAAAAAACCCAGCAAACCGGCUGUAACUGAAAUGGACAUUGAUGAUUGAGGAGGCCUCCCACUGGCACUGGCUGCUGCUCUGUCCGGCAGCUCGGGUAGCAUGGGGGCUGAGGAUUGAUGCCGGCUCCACUAACUCUAGAAAAGCAGACCUGGAAGGGAUGAAGGAAGGGAAAAUAGAUGCUGGGGGCAGCUGGGGCUCAUCUCUUUCCUACUUUAACACGUAAGAAAGCUAGAAACGCUUAAGCAAGAUAUUUGGGUGCCUUUACUGGAACACUGAGAAAGGAGUGGGGGGGACAGCAUGGAUUUAAAUUAUUGUUAUUUUUUAAAAUUAAUAAAAUGUUGUAUAGCUAACUGUUUUAGAGUUCAAACACAUUUGUUCCUUUGUUCAUUUUUCAAGUGCCCUGGCCUCGAUGGCCUGCCCAGAAAAUAGCAGUGAGUGGGCUGCGUUUAAGGCCUUUUUGCUCACUUAUGCUGGGAGUCCUGGGUUGUCCUAAUUUCACUGGGUGAAGGGAAGAAAGAUGGCUUUCUCCCUCUCUUGAGACCGGCUCCUUCCACUUCCCUUCCAUUUGGGCUCAUAGGUCUCGGGGUGGCCCCGGUCUGGUCCGUUCACCUUUUCUUCCAGAAGGAGGUCUUUGAUCUUAAGAAAAAAUCCCCUGAGAGGGGAAAAGCACCCCUAGUGUGAGUGGCUCUCCUCCUAGGAACUGUGGAGAUUUGGCCCCAGACAUUUGUUUUCUCAGCAUAUCCCCUUCCUCCAUCUUCUCCUAGAUUUGUGGCAGGCUCGGGCCUUUUAGUGACAGGAUGAUUUAGGGGCAGAUACCCCCAGACUGAGUCCUUCUCUGCACAGUGACAGCACACAGACAAGUCCAUAAAGCCCAGUUAACUCCUCCUGGGGCAUCAGACAACCAAUACUUCCUGUUUAUGAAAGAGAAGUCACUCUCUAGGGUUGUCCCACAGAUUCUCCUCAUUGGCAAAGCCAACUUCGAAGGGACAAAUGGAGAGAAAACAGACAUGGGGGCGAUUUUGUGCUGGUCUCUUCCUGGCAGGCAAUGAUAAUGCAUAAGAAAGCUCUUUGCUCUGCUAUCAUAGAAUGGAAAGUCUGAGGGGCUUCUAGGAUCGGAGCUGAGCCCUUUUAUUUUUACAGAUGAGGGAACUGAAGCUCUCUGAGGAGAGCUCAGAAGCUGGCUCCAGAGCAGGCACAUGGGAAGGAACAGAACUGGGAUUCGAAUCCAGAGCUUUGGAAGCCAAAGUCAGAGCUCUUUCCAACAUACCACACAAUGAUGUUCAUAAACUGACUUUAUUUUCCCAUUAACUCCUCAUCUGCAGUAUUUUCAAUUCAUGUUAAAGAAAGAUUUUUCCCCCUAUCCUUUUAGAGAGCACUUCAAUAUGCAGUAAAUUGCAAAAAUAAUCAUACAUACUCUUUGACCUCACAAUUCCUUUGUUGGAAUAUACCUCUAGAUUUACCAAAACAAGCAAACAAAAGAUCUUCUCAAAGAUUUUCAUAUCAGCAUUAUAUAUAAUUAAAAAAAAUUAGAAACAAUUUACAUGUCCAACAUUUGGGAAUGGUUAAGUGCAUCUUGGUACCUUCAUGUGACAGAAUAUUAUAAUGCAGUCAGUCAACAAACAUUGUUGAAAACCCUACUAUGUGCUGGACUUUGUGUACCCAGGGUUACAAAUAUAAAGAAUGAGAUAACAUCUACUUGUGAGGAGCUGCUUUACAGCCUUAUGGGGGAAAAAUAAUAAAAACAGAUAUUUAUAUGACUACUUAAGGUUUGCAGAGAGGCAGUUCAGUGGCAGCACAAUGGAUAAAAACAAUCGGCCUAGAACCCAAAUUCAAAUCUACCCUCGGCUAUUUCCUAGUUGUAUGACCCGGGGCAAGUCACUCAAUCUU
Molecule: messenger RNA, 2315 nt
Organism: Sarcophilus harrisii (Tasmanian devil)
Lineage: Eukaryota; Metazoa; Chordata; Mammalia; Dasyuromorphia; Dasyuridae
Gene: CENPS
Product: centromere protein S
Exons: 5
Coding region: 51-476 (141 amino acids)
Biological process (GO): replication fork processing; resolution of meiotic recombination intermediates
Cellular component (GO): FANCM-MHF complex; Fanconi anaemia nuclear complex
Molecular function (GO): protein heterodimerization activity; chromatin binding
Source: RefSeq, a predicted model, not a curated record